CUGAGAAAUACUAAUCACCCUCACGAACAUCCAGAAACUUCCCACAAUGUUGCCAGAGCAGCACAGUCUCCUAUCAGCAGUGCGGGAGGGAAUGCAUCAGUCGUCCGAAGUCCGGUCAGGAAAGAAGAACCGUGUCAGUGCCCGGAAUGUGGAAAACAAUUGAGAAGCACUGCCGGUUUACACCUUCAUCAUCUGCGAUACCACAGCGUUGAAAUGUCUCAUGUUUGCAGCGUUUGUUCCCGAAAAUGCAUUUGCAAAAGCGAACUGGCCCAGCAUAUGCGAGUCCAUUCCGGAGAGCGACCGUACAAAUGCAGCGUGUGCAGUGAAAGGUUCGCGCACAGCGGCAAUCGCAAUCGUCAUAUGCGAAAACAUACUGGUGAAAAGCUGUACACCUGCGAAUUCUGUAACAUUAGCUUUUCUCUUCUUCAUAGCCUGAAAAGUCAUAACAAGACUCAUUAUCGUCCAGCGGCAAUGCAAACUUUCUCUAGACAUUACUAA
Gongylonema pulchrum is the source of this 498-nucleotide messenger RNA. NCBI's taxonomy places the organism in Eukaryota, Metazoa, Nematoda, Chromadorea, Rhabditida, Gongylonematidae. The record is from the annotation of a GenBank genome assembly.